This is a messenger RNA of Folsomia candida, 2635 nucleotides long. RefSeq lists its product as uncharacterized. NCBI's taxonomy places the organism in Eukaryota, Metazoa, Arthropoda, Collembola, Entomobryomorpha, Isotomidae. The record is from RefSeq and is a predicted model, not a curated record. Bases 838 to 1932 code for a protein of 364 amino acids. Gene Ontology annotation, cellular component: membrane. The transcript is spliced from 5 exons.
AUUUAGAGUGCACCCACUUUUAUUCCAGUCUGUCACUCUUCAAGUUAUUUUCAGCAUGUGAUGUUCAGCCAGUGAUGCAAUUGGGUGGUGAAAGUGGUGAAAGUUCAGUGCUCAUUGUUUCUUGAUAAAUUAUGUAUUGAUUUAUAUCGUAUUGGUAUGUAUCCUUCUCUGGAAAAGUGAUUGACAUGUUUUCCACAAUUUUGAGUGAUUCAACUCUGCGGUGAAAGUGGAGAAAGGUCACUGUCUACGAUGUAAAUGUCAGACAUGUUUCUCAAGGAUAUUUUAAGAACCAGUAAUACUAAACUGAGUAACUUGAGACAAGUAAUAGCUGGUGAUACAUUUGAGCACUUGUGCAAAAUUCGCGAAUUUCAGGAGGGUUUUAAGUUAGCAAAAACUGGAAUUUUCACCACGCGAAAUUAUUUAUGAGGCAUUCAUCUCCUAGCUUUAUGAUCGUAAAAAUUCGCAUUUAUGCCAACUUACUGUAUAAGCUUCCUAAUUCCGCCAAUUUUGCAGAAAUGGUCAAGUGUUAGAUUAACCGUGUGUGCUGUUACUUCACGUUUUAAAACUGGUUAUAAGAAAAUCCGUGAGAAACAUAUCUGACGUGUGCUUUGUUAGUGCAGGUGUGAAUUUUAAUAAAUUAUGUACUAUUCCGUUAUUUCUUUCGUACUUUUCCCUAAAAUGUGAUUGACAUGCUUUACAAAUUUUCGGUGAUGCAAUUAUGUGGAGAAAGUGGAGAAAGUUCAGCGUCAAGUGUACCUACUUAGGUGUGAAUUUUGAUAAAUUAUGUACUGAUUUAUUUCCUGUUACGCGUGAACUUUCUCCGAACCAGUGAUUGACAUGCUUUCCCCAAUUUUCAUCCUUGGCGUCGUCAUCGUCUCGAGUGCCGCCAUAGCAACGAAUAGUUAUAUCCUCUUCAGCAUCCUGAACCAGAGGAGGAUUCCCCCCUUGAAAUGGAUGAUUGCCAACUUGGCCUUUGUCGCCAAUCUGGCCGCGAUUUGUGGCGGGGUUUAUUUGUGCAGAGUGGAUAAAUUGUUUAAUACGUUGUGGAUCUGCUAUAUUUUGUCGUAUACGAGAAACACGGUGAUCAACCUGAUUCCCCUCUCCGUCCUGGGCAUUAGUUACGAACGGGUGCGUUCCAUGCAGCACAAUUUUGCGGGGAAAUUACUCAUCGCCCGAUUGAUUGGGUGCAUCUGGAUUUUCUCCUUCCUCGGGGGAAUUCCGUCCAUUUUUGCCACGAUUGUGGUCACUCAUACUCAUCAGGAUGGAGAGGUCCAUUCAGUCUGUAUUAAGACACCUCCGCUGGAGAGAUACGCGGUGGGAAUUGUGUACGAAUUUAUUAGAUCGUUAAUCUGCCACGUGGCCGUACCUGUGUACAUGCUCUAUGAAUUGUACAAAUUACGCUCCAAACUAAAACUAUUCUUCAUCUGCAAGAAAUCGGUCGGGACAAAACUCCACCGACGCGCGAGACGUGUCCGUUUCGUGUACGUGAACAGUAUAACUUUCAUCCUAAUCUGGGUCCCAUUCGGGUUGGGUUCUUCCUUCUACAAGAACACCACGCUCCAACAGAGAUACGACUCCUUCGUGCAGGAGAAAGUCGACACGUUGGAGGUGGAUCACGACAACACCGUGUUCUUCUACUUUCUCGCGAUUUCCUUCUUCAUCUACGUCCUUGUUCUCCCGGUCGUAAUUUACUUGACAGAUGCCGGGAAACUUAGGAACAAUGGGAACAAAAGUUCGGAAAUGGGAGAGAAGCAUGGUGGCGGAAAUACGAGAGCGGGUGACACAACGGUUCCACUCUCUUCACCUUCACCUGUGGGUUCUGAGAUUGAGUUGAAGGUGAAAAAGAGUGCUGCCCGACUUUCAAUAAGUGAGGAUGAAGGUGUCGGACAGGAAGACGAAGUUGUUAUGACCAUUAGUGCAAACAUCCCGUAAUUGGGGAGAUAGAUACAGACGUGCAAAUGUUGUUAAUGAUUUGUCAAAGUGCAAUUAAGAGAAUUAAGGAUGGAUGGAUGAAGGGAAAGGAGGUAUUAAGGAGUGAAACGCGAAGCAAUAUAGGUGGGGAUCGCUAAUGAAAGUUGGAGUGAACACUCUUAAAAAUAAUGUUACCCUUUUGAAAAGUAAAUACACUCUAAAUUUAGUAAGCUACGUAUGUACUCCAUAAAUCCAGACUACUUUAAUCUUGAUCAAGUUAACGUUACGCUGGAUAUAGUGUAAAUUUUAGUUUAAUUACCUAUCUUCUUAGUAAUGAAGUCGGACUCAUUUUCUUUUCGAAAGAGUGACAUUAUUUUUAAGAGUGAAUUACAUAUUAUUUAUUUGCCCUCCUCCUCCACCCCUUCCACGCCCAUAAUUUGAGGACAAGGAAUUCUGACUUAGACCACCUCACGUCCCAUGGUUGGAGCACGUAUCUACAUAUAUAAGUAAAUUAUGAACUUGCCCUCAGCUACAUAUGUCUGUCUGUAUGUGUGAAUAUACGCAUUGGUUCGUACAUUUGGUGGAGGGCUCUUUCCCAUAUUGAAUUUUAUUCAGGCAAUUUACAAAGCUAGAUUACAUAUGUAUGUACAAUGGGAAAUUACAGUGUAUUUUCGGAUUUUAAGUAUCAUAAAGCAAAUAAAGAAUUCAUAUAUUUAUGUAUGCA